GAUCCACAUGGAGAAAACAGAGGAGCGGUGGUGGGACAGACUACUGACCAGUGAGGACUCGAUAGAUUUAAAAACAAUUAAUGCAGAGAGGGACUUUGCUACACUACCUGAGGAAGACCAGCAGAGGAUACAAGAGCUGGUUUGGAACAAGAGGCAACAGGAACUUGGUAAACCUACAUCAGAUCAGACAAGAAUGGAGUCAGUGUUGCGAGAAGCAUGGAAUGCUGAGGGUUCUCCAUUCUUGGGCCAGCCUUAUGAUCCUUCUGUGAUAAAUUUCGCAUCUAAUCUAGAUUUUAAUCGGUAGGACUGGCAGUGCCGUUCAGAAUUUCUUAAACAUUUUAUCUGAUUUUUUUUUUUUAUAUAAAGGAAUUCAGAAAUAGAUUUCCUUAGAACAGUAACUUAUGAGUAGUUAUAUGUCAGUGUAUUCAGUCUGGAAUUUUAAAUAAAUUAUUAAAUAUA
Molecule: messenger RNA, 459 nt
Organism: Penaeus monodon (black tiger shrimp)
Lineage: Eukaryota; Metazoa; Arthropoda; Malacostraca; Decapoda; Penaeidae
Product: nudC domain-containing protein 3-like
Biological process (GO): protein folding
Cellular component (GO): cytoplasm
Source: RefSeq, a predicted model, not a curated record